AUGGCUCCCUCCAAGCCCAAUGGCACUGCUAAUGGCCAUGCCAAUGGAUACACCAAUGGGCACACCAACGGCUUCUCAAACGACGCACAUGCGCCACAUCCUAGUCAUACCAAGACUGACCGAACAAGGUGGAGGCUCGAGGUUGGAGAGGGAAAUCGUCAUGUAUGGCACUAUCUGAAAAGUGACGAAGAUACCCAGGAAUGGCCACAGUCGAUAGCGGACAAGUACUUCGUGGGACUCCCAACAGAACAACCAGACCUCCCUCCUGCUACAAAACCCUCAGAAUCGAUUGAAAAUGUCUUCACGUUCUAUUCGAAACUUCAACUGCCCUCAGGAAACUGGGCCUGCGAGUACGGUGGCCCCUUGUUUCUCUUGCCUGGACUGGUCAUCUGUUAUUAUGCAACCAACACUCCGAUCCCCCCAGAGUGGCAGAUCGAGAUUCGAAACUAUUUAUAUGCGAGACAAAAUAAAGAUGGAGGAUGGGGUCUCCAUACCGAGGGUCACACUUCUGUCUUUGGAACAGCCAUGAAUUAUGCCAUCCUGAGGAUACUGGGCGCUAGCGAAGAAGACCCAAGGCUAAUCAAAGCGAGAGGCAAACUGCAUCAGAUGGGAGGGGCCGUCAAUGGGCCUCACUGGGCCAAAUUCUGGCUGAGUGUCCUUGGAGUCACAAAAUGGGACAUUGUGAAUCCUGUUCCACCAGAGCUGUGGCUACUUCCAGAUUGGGUCCCCAUUGCACCAUGGAGAUGGUGGAUACACAUGAGACAGGUUUUCCUGCCCAUGUCCUAUAUCUGGUCCAAGAAAUUCGUCAUGCCGGAAACCCCCCUUGUUCGCCAACUGAGGCAGGAAUUGUUCGUUCAGUCGUAUGACUCUCUUGACUUCUUGUCCCACCGUAAUUCCAUAGCCGCCGAGGACAACUAUCACCCCAAGUCCUGGGUCCUCAACUUGAUCAACUGGAUACUGGUCUGGAUCUGGAUUCCUUUCCUUCGUACAGUUUCCAUUGUGCGCAAGGCUGAAGCCUGGACCUGGAGACUGAUUCAAUAUGAGGACCACAACACAGACUACGCUGACCUCGCUCCUGUCAAUGCCCCAAUGAACACCCUCGCUUGCUAUAUCAAAGAAGGUCCUGACAGCCAUUCCUUCAAGAAACACCUGUACCGCCUUCACGAAUACUUUUGGGUCAACGCAGAAGGUAUGCUUGCUAAUGGAACAAAUGGAGUACAAGUUUGGGACACGUCUUUUACAAUACAAGCCUGUGUGGAGGCGGGUCUUGCAGACUCGCCCAAAUGGAAGCCUGUCCUCAGUCAAGCACUCGCCUUUCUGGAAGCCGAGCAGAUUCGUGACGAAGUUCCUGAUCGGGAAAUCUGCUACCGUCAAUCACGGAAGGGGGCAUGGCCUUUCAGCACCAAACUGCAAGGUUAUACGGUCAGUGAUUGUACGAGCGAGGCUCUACGUGUAACUCUGCAGUUGCAGAAAGAGCAUGGCUUCAAGCAAAUCAUUGACGACCAGCGAAUCAAGGACGCUGUAGACGUUCUACUGACUAUGCAAAACAAGCAUACGGGCGGCUUCGCUUCAUACGAGACACAACGUGGUUCGGAGCAUCUGGAGCUGCUCAAUGCUGCGGAGGUUUUUGGGCGGAUCAUGGUCGAAUAUGACUAUCCAGAAUGCACCACUUCUGUUGUUACAGUCUUGUCUCUAUUUCAGAAGCAUUAUCCGGACUACCGGGCAGAGGAGAUCAGAAAUAUCAAGAAGACCGCAUGCGCUUAUAUUCGCAAUGCUCAAAGGAAAGACGGAUCCUGGUAUGGUAGUUGGGGUGUCUGUUUCACUUAUGCUGCAAUGUUCGCACUGGAAUCUCUCAGCACUGUGGGAGAGACAUACAGCACAUCUGACCAUGUGCGGAAAGCCUGCCAAUUCCUCCUCUCACACCAAAUGGCUGAUGGUGGUUGGGGAGAAUCUUAUCGGGCAAGCGAGCUCAAAGUGUGGGUUGACGCCGAAACAUCGCAGGUUGUGGCAACCUGUUGGGCUGUCAUAGCCUUGAUGUACGCAGGUUACGACGACAAAGAGCCGAUUCGUCGAGCUCUCCAGAUGGUCAUGAGUCGUCAAAGAAGUAAUGGCGAGUGGUUGGCAGAGUCGAUUGAAGGAGUCUUCAACUGCAGCUGCAUGAUUACCUAUCCGAACUAUAAGUUCAUAUUCCCCAUUAAAGCGUUGGGCAUGUACAAGGCACGGUGGGGUGACGAUAAACUAUUGUGA
Molecule: messenger RNA, 2247 nt
Organism: Exophiala bonariae
Lineage: Eukaryota; Fungi; Ascomycota; Eurotiomycetes; Chaetothyriales; Herpotrichiellaceae
Exons: 2
Coding region: 1-2247 (748 amino acids)
Biological process (GO): ergosterol biosynthetic process; triterpenoid biosynthetic process
Cellular component (GO): lipid droplet
Molecular function (GO): lanosterol synthase activity
Source: RefSeq, a predicted model, not a curated record